Messenger RNA from Oncorhynchus kisutch (coho salmon), 478 nucleotides. RefSeq names its product CMRF35-like molecule 3. Gene Ontology annotation, molecular function: transmembrane signaling receptor activity. Lineage: Eukaryota; Metazoa; Chordata; Actinopteri; Salmoniformes; Salmonidae. The transcript is spliced from 3 exons. The coding region runs from base 86 to 478 and encodes 130 amino acids. The record is from RefSeq and is a predicted model, not a curated record. Gene Ontology annotation, cellular component: plasma membrane.
GAGUCAUUCUGGCUGGUGCCUUGGUCCUUGACACACAUUUGUGCUCAGGUACCAUUUAAUAUUACAUGCAGACUGAAACCCUCACAUGGCUAACCAUGUCUCCUUCCCCCUCCUCCUCUUCAUCAUCUUCUACAGAGUCUCAGCAGGGAGGCAUGUGUCUGUUCAGACAGGAGGCUCCAUCACCAUCCCAUGUAGCUAUGAUCAGUAUUACAUAAACCAUGUGAAGUACUGGUGUAAAGGGACUCAUUGGACUCAUUGCUCCUCUGUAGUACGCACUGACCAUCCUAAGAGCACUGAUAGGGCGUCAAUCUCUGAUGACAUCACCCAGAAAGUCUUCACUGUGAUCAUGACUGAUCUGGAGCCAGACGACUCUAAUACUUACAGGUGUGUUGUGGAGAUCAAUGGAGGAACAGAUAGCAUGAUACAACUGCUCUACCUGUCUGUCACUCCAGAGGCCAAACCCAGAGAGAAGCCAUGA